AUUAACAAUUAAUAAACUUGUAAAACAUGUGAAUUUGAGAAUGAAUUUCAAGGUAAAAGCUAAAAAUCUCACUUAAAUCAAAUGCCCAAGAGGAGAGAAUGAGUCACGAAGUCACGGACUGCCUCUGUUGGGACGAUCUGUUUCCUUUACUGCCUCUUUUUGGUUUGGUGAAGGAGAGGAAGAUGAGUGGUGGCGGUGUGAACAAAAUCAGGUGGCGAUGUGAGCAAAAUCAGGGACGAUCUGUUAUGCUUUGCUGCUUCUGUUUGGGUUGCUUUUGUUUGGGUCGCUUUUGUUUGGGUUGCUUUUGUUUGGGUCGCUUUUGUUUGGGUCGGUAAAGGAGUGGAAGAUGAGUGGCAAAGGCGUGAGGCUGUGAGCUUUGUCAGGAUGCUACCCACGGAGGAGAGGUGCUGAGCUGCCGGUGGAGAUGCAAGGAGAUUAGAAUACUCUGUUGCUGAUGUUCAGUUUAGCGAAGGAGAUGAGGCCGACGGAGGACUAGUGAGUGAGAUGCCGACAGAAGUGGAGCAGGGAGAUUAAGUGCUUUGCUGCUUCUGUUCGGCGGUGGAGAUGCCGACGAACUCACGGAAA
Messenger RNA from Rubroshorea leprosula, 585 nucleotides. NCBI's taxonomy places the organism in Eukaryota, Viridiplantae, Streptophyta, Magnoliopsida, Malvales, Dipterocarpaceae. The record is from the annotation of a GenBank genome assembly.